CUCAACCCUCGAUUCUCUCUAUUCAAUUCAACUCAAUACUCUACUCCCCAAUUCCCCUUCAUUCUCACCUACCUAGGGUUUUAUUUUUAUUCUCUCUCCUCCCUAAUUCACCUUCUUCGGAAAUUCAUCCUACGUCAUUGAAUUUCAGACUUCAUUUGAUUUUCUUGGGUACAGGGGAAAGAGUCCCUUUCUUGACCUGUGUUGGUUGCCUUAGGAAGGUUAACGACUUGAUGUCGAGUUCUGGGAAUAACUUAAACAGCAGCAGCACAAGUGGGAUAACUUCAUCGGAUAUGCCACCUUUGCCUCAGUGUUUGCCGCUAGAUUCGAUUUCAGUAGGCAAUCAAAAAUAUACAGGAGAGUUAAGGAGGGUUCUUGGUGUUUCUGUUGGAAACACUUCAGAAGACCAUUCUUUUGGAGAUAAACAUCCUAAACCAAUGGGUCCAGGAGCCUCAGGGGAGUUAAAGCACUUAAAAGAAAGUGUUCAAGAUGCCUCCAAAAAGGCUAGGGAUAGAUCAAAAAUGUUUCGGGAAUCUAUAUCUAAAUUGGACAAGUAUAGGGAGGCCUUAAACUCAAAGAAGCGGCAAAGGUCUGAUUUAUCAAGUGACAGGGGAAGUGGAGUAAACUUAACGAAGACAAGUGGCCAGAUUCACAAAACCCCGAAUGAUAAUCUGAUUCAUCAGAGAGAAGUCAAGACCUCAAAUUCAGUGAUGAACAAGCGAAUUCGUACGUCGGUGUCAGACAUGCGGGAGGAAAGUAGGUCUGCUGCUAUUGGAAGACAGCAGAUGCUCACCGAGAAGGAUGGAAAUCUAAUUCAGACACUUGGCGGGGGAUCUGAUCGGAAUGAAGAGAAAACUUGCAGAUUACUUGCUGGUGGUGAGGGAUUAGAUCAAAAAAUAAAGAAGAAGAGGUCUGUUGGAACAGUAGGAAACAGAAUUAUAACUGGGGAAAGGGACGUAAAACGAGCUAGUCUUCCAAAGGGAAAUGCUGAUUCGAAGAUGCGACUUUAUGAUGCUCAGGGUUUCAGAUUGAAGUCACUUCCUGGAUCUAGUGGAAUCAAUAAGUCUGAGGGCUCUUCAGAUUCUAAUAAUACACGUUUGAUGCUUACUGGUGAACAAGGUGUUUCUCUUCACAGGGACCACAUAUCUGAUCAGAGAGUUGUAGCAAAAGGAAACAACAGAGUAAACACUCAAGAGGACCCAGCAAUCAGCCCUAGCACACCGAUUAAAAACAAGGUAUCUCGGGCACCAAGAACGGGGUCAGUUAGUGCGCUAGAGUUGUCUAACACUCAACCUCCAUCUGGAGGUUUUCCAGGGUCUUCUAUACAUCCAAUGACCCAGUGGGUUGGUCAGAGGCCACCUAAAAAUUCACGCUCACGAAGAGUGAAAGUAGUUCCUCCUGCCUCACGCAAUCUUGAAGUUCAAGUUUCAUCUGAAGGCUGUCUAACUUCUGAUUUCAGUGUUAAAGCUUCAUCUGUUGGCAACAACGGAUUUCAACGUGCUAGCAGUGUAGACAACAGCCCUCCAAAAUAUAAAAGACCGGCUGAUGAUAUCUCAUCUCCCUUUGGAUUAUCUGAAGGUGAAGAAUCUGGAGCGGGGGAAUAUAAAAUAAAAGAGAAAGGAGUAAAUGGCAGUGAGUUUGCUAUGGUUGCAGCUAAGGAUGGAGUACCAAUCAGGAAGAAUAAAAUACCAACAGAUGAAUCAGGAGAUGGUGUGCAGAGACAAGGAAGAACUGGAAGGAAUUUAUCGUCAAUAAGGCCAGGUCUUCCAUUACGGAGAGAAAAGUCUGCGAAUCCACCUAUACUAAAGCCAGUACAGGACACGCGGCUUAAUGAUAAGAAUAAAACCAAAUAUGGGCGCCCUCCUUCAAAAAAGCAGAAAGAACGCAAGGUUUUGACUCGUGUAGGGAAGCAACUAAACAUUGGUUCAUCUGAUUUUGGAGGUGAAUCCGAUGAUGAUCGUGAAGAAUUGUUUAAGGCUGCUAAUGCUGCUCUUAAUGCAAGCAAUCUUGCUUCGGGUUCAUUCUGGAAAAAAGUGGAGUAUAUUUUUGCUUCCAUCAGCUUGGACGAUGCAUCUUUCGUGAAGCAGCAGCUCAAUAUUGCCGACGAAUUGGAAAAAAGUUUAUCUCAUAUGUUUGCGCUUGAUCAUGAUAUGUUGGGUGUUGUUAUAAAUAACAAAACCACUCAAGGUUCAGAGGAUAGAAGGAGAAGCAACUUUGAUGAAGAAUCAACCAAAUUUGAUGGUGUAGGUGGGAGGAAUGACAUGGAAAGAGUAGACAAGGUUACUCCAUUAUUCCAAAGACUUCUUUGUGCUCUAAUUGAAGAAGAUGAAAAUGAAGAAUCAUACCACCAAAGCGAAGCAAAGAAUAUAUCUCGACAGUGUGCUAGUGAUGAUUCUCACUGUGGAUCUUGUAAUCAGGUUGAUUUUGAACCCAAAGACCGGGAUAGAAUUGAAUCUGAAGUUGAAUCAAACGUGGAUAUCCAAAUUCAGAAAAAUUGCAUAAUUGACCGACUAUCUUGUGAUAAGAGUACCACAUCCAACACAUUUAGGUACCCAAACACAUCCAGUUCUUUACAAAGCACUGGUGUUUGGCAGGGAGAUGAAGAAUUUUCCCUUUCUGAUAUCACUCAUACUGGCGAAAUAUGUUCAAAUGAUCUUGAUCAACUGCAGCCUGAAUUAAGUAAUCCUAGCUUUCCUUCUCCUGACGGCGAGUAUCAGCUGAUGUCUCUGGAUGAAAGGCUGCUGCUUGAGUUGCAGAGCAUUGGUUUAUAUCCAGAAAUAUUGCCUGAUUUAGCUGAGGAAGAUGAAGCUAUAAAUCAAGACAUUGUGAAACUUGAGAAAGCACUAUAUGAACAGAAUGGAAGGAAGAAGUACAAUUUGGACAAAAUUGAUAGAGCUAUUCUUAAAGGGAGCGACAUGGAAAGGCAGAAGAUUGAGCAAGCUGCAUUUGAUCAACUUACUGAAAUGGCAUACAGAAAGAGAUUGGCAUGCCGUGGAAGCAGAAAUUCAAAAAGUGCCAUUCAGAACGUUUCACAGCAAGUUGCUCUGGCUUUUCUUAAACGCACUCUUGGAAGAUGUAGAAGAUAUGAAGAAGCUGGGGUUAGCUGCUUUAGUGAACCUACUCUGCAAAAUAUUAUGUUUGGUGCACAACCUGCAGGUUGCAUUGUCUCUGGCACAGCCAGUAAUACAUGUAACAAAGCUUUGCAUCAAAUGGAAGUCAGAAAAUUAGGUGCAGUUUCUAGUGCUUCUGAGAAAUAUGAUGGUCAGAGGGAUUAUGCAGACAGGGGACUGGUUGAUUCUUUUCAAGGUUCAAUCCACUCAUCAGAACAAGUGUCAUCGAAGAAUGGGUCUGCGAUUAUCAAGGAGAAGAGCAGGGAAAUGCUGAUCAAUGGCGAUGUCAAUGGUUCUUCAAGAACAUCAAUUCCUGAUGGUGCUGUUCAUGGUGGAGUGAAGGGAAAGAGAAAUGAGAGUGUUUUCAACUUUGACACAAGAGAAGAUAACAUAAAAAUAAUAAUCACUUUUUUUUCAUGUUUGGUUUGAAUUUAGGAGAAUGAA
This is a messenger RNA of Cicer arietinum (chickpea), 3551 nucleotides long. The record is from RefSeq and is a predicted model, not a curated record. Lineage: Eukaryota; Viridiplantae; Streptophyta; Magnoliopsida; Fabales; Fabaceae.